ACGCUGGGGAAGAAGAGCAUAAGUAACGUAACAGUAGAAGUACAGCAGAAGCGCAGGGGGCAGAUCAUUCAUCCGCUGAAUCAAACAACACUUGUUGAACACAGGACAUCGUUUUACAUCAUGGAGCAGAAACGAACCAUCAACUUUGGCGCUGGACCUGCAAAACUCUCCCAAACCGUGCUGCUUCAAGCACAGAAGGAGCUCCUCAACUACGGUGGCACUGGUAUUAGUGUUCUUGAGAUGAGUCACCGAUCAUCGGACUUCAGCAAAAUCCUCAACAAAACAGAGAGUCUGCUGCGAGAGUUGCUAAACAUCCCAGACAACUACAAGGUGAUGUUUCUGCAAGGCGGCGGGUCUGGACAGUUCAGCGCUGUUCCUCUCAACCUGAUUGGGCUGAAGGAAGAUAGGUGCGCUGACUACCUGGUGACCGGCACAUGGUCAGCAAAAGCAGCAAAAGAAGCAGAGAAAUACGGCAAAGUCAACAUUGUCCACCCGAAGCUGGAUAGUUACACAAAAAUUCCCAACCCCAGCAGCUGGACCCUGAACCCCUCAGCCUCCUACGUGUACUACUGCUGCAACGAGACGAUCCACGGCGUGGAAUACAACUUCACACCUGAAACAAACGGGGUGGUCCUUGUCAGUGACAUGUCCUCCAACUUCCUGUCCCGACCUGUGGAUGUGUCGAAGUUUGGGCUGAUUUUCGCCGGGGCUCAGAAGAAUGUGGGCUGUGCCGGGGUAACUGUGGUAAUCGUGCGGGAGGACUUGUUAGGUCAUGCCCUCAAAGAGUGUCCCAUUGUCCUGGACUACAAGGUGCAGGCUGAAAUGAACUCCCUCUACAACACACCACCAAGUUUCAGUAUCUACAUCAUGGGUCUGGUUCUGGAGUGGAUUAAGAACAAUGGUGGCAGUGCUGCCAUGGAAACUCUCAACAAGCGGAAGUCCUCCAUGAUUUAUGACCUCAUUGACACCUCUAACGGUUUCUAUGUGUGUCCUGUCGAUGUGGCUUGUCGAAGCCGCAUGAAUGUGCCAUUUCGUGUGGGGAAGAAAGAGGGAGAUGACGCCUUGGAAAAGAAGUUUCUGGAUGGCGCAUCCAAACGUGGAAUGAUAUCACUGAAAGGACACAGGUCAGUUGGGGGAAUUCGUGCAUCUUUGUACAAUGCUGUCACAGUGGAGGACACUGAAGCCUUGGCUGCCUAUAUGAAAGAAUUCCUGAAAGAGCACCAGUAAUACAGGCCACGCUAAAAUUCAGCUGAUAUCACAUAGUGGCAUUUGGUUACACCAGUACAGUUUCAAAACAGCUCUUGUUUACCUCUAGUUAAGAUCUGUGUUGGAUCUGGAAGGUGCACCUUUUAGACACUUUAGACGUUUCUGUGUUCCUAAUAAGCUUUAACCACUGCUGUUACAAGUAAUGUCUUAAUUACAUCUGUGUUUCAUACACUUUACUCUUUUAAUGAAUUUAUUGACUAACGGUGUUUUGGUGUACAUACUGUACGUAAUUCUUGUUACUUGUUCAAAAUAUAUUUACAUACCAGUAAAUCUAACUUGACAUUA
Micropterus salmoides (largemouth bass) is the source of this 1551-nucleotide messenger RNA. RefSeq names its product phosphoserine aminotransferase 1 (gene psat1). Gene Ontology annotation, molecular function: O-phospho-L-serine:2-oxoglutarate transaminase activity; pyridoxal phosphate binding. Lineage: Eukaryota; Metazoa; Chordata; Actinopteri; Centrarchiformes; Centrarchidae. The transcript is spliced from 9 exons. The record is from RefSeq and is a predicted model, not a curated record. Gene Ontology annotation, cellular component: cytoplasm. Gene Ontology annotation, biological process: L-serine biosynthetic process. Bases 121 to 1227 code for a protein of 368 amino acids.